GUCGUGUGUGCUGAUGCUCAUCGCAAGCUUUACUUUGAGAAGGGCGCCUCUCGCCAACAGAGGCGGGCCACUGGCGUUGACGCGCCAGUCAACCGUGCGGAAGAGAGGCUCUUUGCCGUCGUCAUUCCUGAGUUGCCCCAUGCACCCAUUGCUGAGGCCUUGGAGGUUGCUCGCAGCCGUGUGGUACGUGAGCUAGUUGCAGCUGUUGGGCUGCACCCCGCGUCGCUGCUGUGCGCGACUGAUGGGUCCGCCAAGGAGGACGUCGCAGGUUGGGCGGUCGCGGUGGAGGGCGCUGGUGCCCAUGCCGGCAUCCUCGCUGGAGAGGAUCAUGAUUCUUUCCUAGCUGAGACUUUCGGGCUCCUGGUGCUCUUCCAGGCUCUCGCUGAAGUUGCGGACGGCGUUACGCUGCCCCCUGUAAAAGUGCUAUGUGACUGCAAGUCGGCAUUGCGACUGUGUGAAGUCGAGUACAAUGGUGAGUGGAGUCCGCCGCAGGGCGUUUCGGGGGAUCGCGCUCGGCUUGGUCUGGCUCCGCCAGGGCUCUUUGGCAUCGUCGCAGCGAAGUACCAUGAGUGGAUGGCCUAG
This is a messenger RNA of Symbiodinium necroappetens, 582 nucleotides long. The record is from the annotation of a GenBank genome assembly. Lineage: Eukaryota; Dinophyceae; Suessiales; Symbiodiniaceae.